CCGUAGAGCCCAAACGCGGAGGGGAGAAAGGGGACGGGACGGGAGCCUCGCAGGCGGGCUGUGCCGGCGGUUUGAGUUUCCUCUGCCAACAACAAGCUAUUAAAGACAUGGGACUCCGGGCUGGCUUGGCUAGCAGAGGGGAGCCAGUGUGCAGAGGGGACUGACCGGCAAGGCAGAGGAGCGGAAACUUUCAGGGAUUUUGAAAGAAGGCGGCGGCGACGACGCGCCACUCUUCCAGGGUCACUAUGGAAACCAUCCAAAUGCAAGUACCUUUGGUCUUCCUUGUACUUCCACUAUUUGUAUUUGGGGCUCCCGCUGAUGCGUCUGGUCCCCAAGAAGUCACCAUCACCUCGAGCACUUGCAAACGUUGCUGUGAUUCCUUGGAUGCACCUGGCUCCUCUGAGGCCAUUCCCGGCAGAAACAGUCCCCACUCCUUGCCAUAUAUUAUUCCAGAGGUGCGUCCAUAUAUCAACAUUACCAUUCUGAAGGGAGAUAAAGGAGAUCAAGGAGAACCUGGGAUUCCUGGGAAAUGGGGCAAAGAGGGGCCCCCGGGUGAACGGGGAGCCCCGGGCCCGAAGGGCAGCAAGGGGCAGAUGGGUACCCCCGGAGAUCCUUGCAAGCACCAGUACGCGGCUUUCUCGGUCGGCCGCAAGAAGGCGCUCCACAGCAGUGAAGGCUACCAGGCCUUGAUCUUCGACACGGUCUUCGUGAACCUCUACAGCCACUUUGACAUGUUCAAGGGCAAGUUCUACUGCUACGUGGCUGGCCUGUACUUCUUCAGCCUGAACGUCCACACCUGGAACUUCAAGGAGACCUACAUGCAUGUCAUGCGGAAUGACCAGGAGGAGGUCAUCCUCUACGCCCAGCCCAGCGACCGCAGCAUCAUGCAGAGCCAAAGCCUGAUGCUGGAGCUGCGGGAGAACGAUGAGGUCUGGGUGCGCCUCUACAAGCGAGAGCGCGACAACGCCAUCUACAGUGACAACGUGGACAUCUACAUCACCUUCAGCGGCUACCUGAUCAAGCCCAGCCUUGAGUAGCUGCUUGCCUCUCCAGCACCUCCGCUGCCCUCCUAAGCAUUACUGUAACACUGCCUGUAAGCUGCUGCAAAUCAUACACAGAAGGACUGGAAGCAUCCAAAGAAUGCAGGGCCAUUCGAGAAGACCAUUUCACUAGAGAAUCAAGAUGGAAGAAGGGGAAUGUUUUGCUGACCAAUUCAUAAGCCUGCUUGUUUUCAGACAAGAUCGUGAGGUUAGAGCUGGGCUUUCUAGGUUAUCUGAAAUCUUCACACCUGCUACCCCAGACAUUUCCCUCAUGGGAAUAUUGGUGCAUGGACUUGGAAAGUGGUCUUCCUUACUGGAAUGCCCUAAGUGCUCCUGUUGUACAUGAAGGACACAGAUGAAUUGAGAAGUCUCAAGUGAGUGACAUCUUCAUAUAAAUUCCAAGCUAAACACACCCCGGCAGCCACUAUUUUUGCACAAUGAGUUCCCCUGGUGCAAUGGGACCUUCCUCCCUCUUCUCCAAAAUCUGGUUGGGAGGGUCAGGAGAACCCCCAAUGUAGCUCAUGCAGAGAGGGGAGGCAAUUCUGCCUGGCAAGCAGAAAUGCUUUCUCUGAUGAAGCAAUUGCCAUAGCUCGACUCUGAAUCCACCCAUUGUGUGCAUGCCAUGCUUGACUCUGAACAGGUUUUGUAGGCUGAAAUUUAGAUCUCUUCAGUAGGCUGUGCACACAAAGGUCAGAAUCCAGCCCACAAAUUGUGCAUGAGAUCAAUGGGGCUUACAUUACUGUGAACUGGAUCGUAGCCUGUGAUUUUAGAGCUUGUCAGCUGAACAGUCAUGGUUUAAAAUAGGUGUGCAAAAGAGACAGGGAAGUGUAAAGAAAGGAAUGGUGCAACUACAUUUUUUGUAAACUUCUGUUUGCCAUUGCCAUGCAAGGACAUUUGCACAUACGGGGAAUAUGGGCCUAGACUGGUUUAACUUUCAUGGUGCCUUAGGUGUUGAAAAAUAAGUCAGCUCAGGCUGGGGCAAACAUCAAAGGAAAGAAGGCUUUUAGAGGGAACAUUUUUUCUAGUUCUCAUAAGUGAGACCUGCACCGAUGUACAGGCAAUGAUCAUUUUGCGUAGGGGUUGCUUUCAUGACUCCCCCCCCCCGACAUUGGUAGAGCCCACUCCACCCCAUUAUAUCCCCACCCCCUUUUCCAGCCAUUUCCAGCUUGCAGUGAUGCGCAUGUGCACAAUCAUGCAUGCUUUAAAGCGCCGUUGCCUCUACUACACUGUAGAGUGCUUCUGUUCAAUAUUCCAAUUAGCCAGUCCUACCCACCUUGAAGAUACUCCAUUCCAUGCCCUUAUUUCCUGCUUUUCCACCCCCCCUUCCAUCAGUUAGUCAGUAUUCUGUGCCCAUUGAGCAUGCCCAGUCCUUAGGAUUUUUUCCUUUAAAAAAUGCAUACCUGUGCAAACCUUGGGUCCCGGUCCCACCCCCCAGCUCUCUGCAGCUAUCACUUUUUUGAGUAUUGAGGUUGCUCUUUGCUAUACACCAUGAUCCAAACAAAGAUAAUGAAUUCACUAUUAAUAAUAUAUAGCACAUUAAUCCUGGGUUGCUUU
This is a messenger RNA of Podarcis raffonei (Aeolian wall lizard), 2594 nucleotides long. RefSeq names its product C1q and TNF related 6 (gene C1QTNF6). Gene Ontology annotation, molecular function: protein binding. The record is from RefSeq and is a predicted model, not a curated record. The coding region runs from base 246 to 1037 and encodes 263 amino acids. Lineage: Eukaryota; Metazoa; Chordata; Lepidosauria; Squamata; Lacertidae. The transcript has 3 exons.